CAACAAUGACGACGACGCGCGACAGUCAGACAGCCACUGCCAAAAUCGCAACAACUGCUGCGACGACAAUGACGACUUGUGACGAACACGAAUACGAUGAAUACUGUCCCGAGCAAUAUGAGGCCCACCAUCAUCAUCAUCACGGCUCGGCGCAAGCACAGACGCAGACUCAGUGUGAGCGCGAGCGCGACCGCGACAGAGAACGCGAACGUGAUCGUGAUCGUGAACGCGAGCGCGAGCGCGACAGAGAACGUGAGCGCGAGCGUGAUGCGCAUCAUCGUCACAGCUCAUCACGCGCUGGCGCCGCUGCCCCUUCAGCACUGAAACACCAACGUGCCGCCACAUUCGACGUGGCCGAUGCGCGUGACUACGAACUGCAACGACUGGGCAAUCGACGCUCACAACAGCAACAACAAUUGCAGCAACAAUUGCAACAGGCAACUGGUGGUGGCGGCAGUAGCGGUAAAUAUCGCGGCAACGAACAUCGUGGUGAGCGUACACACGAUCGUGAACGCUCGCGCAGCGAUCAUCGCAUUGCCACCUAUGCCUGCGACGACACCGCGCUUUGCGGCAGCAGCAACAACACCGGCGGUCAUCAUCAAACACAUCUCGCCAACGGUGGCAUCACACAGUCGAGCAGACAGCAGCGGCGCGAGAAAACGUUCAAAGUAUGAUUUUUAGAGACGUCAUAAAAAUUUUCCCCUCCCUCUACGGAAGCGUACGGUAAACAUGCGACUGCAGCGGCGGCUUAUAGUUGGUAAAUUGUUGUUGCGACAAUGAAACAACGCGUGGCAGUCCGGCGGCGGCAUCCCCAUUGGCGGCGACGGCGGACGGCAGUGUUAAGCAACCGCAAUGUGAGCGUGUACUUGUGCGUUAAGUGGAGGGCAGUGUGGCAGCAGCGCGGCGGAUUUAUAAUAAUAAUUGUGUGCAACACACAAAAAUUCCCAACAACAAAAAAAAAUGAAAACACCAAAAAAGCAAAUGAAAAUUAGCAUUAGUUGUUGUGUUGCCGCUUUUAGCAAAACAAAAACACUUUGUUAGUAAAUGAUUAGCGCGAAAAAUCGGCCACAACCAAAUCCUUAACCCUAAAUAAGUGUACGAGUAUAUGUAUUAUAAAAUUGCUAUAACUAAUUUCAACACUAGCAUUGUUGUUGUUGUGUAGUUUAGCUUAGAUUGUGUUUUUAAAGAGCAACAGUAUGUUUGUAUGUAUGUUCGUAUUUCGAAAACAAGUUGUUUAACGUCUAGAAGUGCGCACAAAUAGUUUGUGUAAAAUAGUUUUAGCAAACAAAAAUGAAAGAACAAAAAACUGAAAACUGAAAACAGACGAAGCGCGUUUAGAAUUUGUUUGUUGGCGAAAGCGUGUUUUACAAAAUUCAGUUAUUGAAAUUUUAAUUUAAUAUUUUAUUGAAAUAAUUAAGCAUUUAUUCUUAUUUUUCGCAAUAUCAAGCAUUUAUUCUUAUUUUUUGUAAUAUGAAGCAUUUAUUAUAUUUUUUUAAAUAAUUAAUAAUUUAUUCAUUUUUCUAGCAACAAAACGUUGUGUUAGUUCAACAAGCAAUGAUAUUUUUUAUAUUUUUAGUGUUUUUAGGAAAUAUUUUCAACGUUCCUAAACUGAAAUUUAUUAAAUAUUUAUUAUACUUAUUAUUACUAUUUCAAAAUGCAUUUAAAUAUAUUUAAAAUUUAUAAAAGUACUAAUUUUGUGCAUUUUUAUACCAAAUGAAAAGAGAGGUGCGUUAAAAAUAUAAAUUCACCAUAUGUCAUAAAUAACAUUUGUAAACAACUUCAAGUGCUGCCAAUAGGUAAUAAAUAGAUGAAUAUGUUACAGCAUACAGUUUAAACUUUAAACUAUUGGAGUUAAAAUUUUGCAUUUGAAUUUAAAUAUUUUUUAAUAUUAACUCAAAUAUUAAAA
Messenger RNA from Zeugodacus cucurbitae (melon fly), 1906 nucleotides. Its product is annotated as pre-mRNA-splicing factor 38B. The transcript has a single exon. The record is from RefSeq and is a predicted model, not a curated record. Lineage: Eukaryota; Metazoa; Arthropoda; Insecta; Diptera; Tephritidae. The coding region runs from base 6 to 674 and encodes 222 amino acids.